This is a messenger RNA of Geodia barretti, 2447 nucleotides long. Lineage: Eukaryota; Metazoa; Porifera; Demospongiae; Tetractinellida; Geodiidae. The record is from the annotation of a GenBank genome assembly.
CCUCAGAACAUCAGCUGUGAUGAAAGUGCCAUGGUCCACGUCAUCUCUAGCUUUUCCAGCCGUUGGGGUCGCUUUAGGACUGAACAAUGAGCCCAACUUGAGCCGAAUACCCACUCCCCCGCCUGCGUCUUUCUCGUUUGUCUGCAUAAUAACCUUCUCAGUAAGCGCCCACUUUCUUCCAUACGCGCUUAGCUAGCUGAACACACAUUCUCUUUGAUAUCACGCGGCGAGCCUCGUGCCUGCGCGCCACUGCACUGGUUUGUAAACAAAGACGGACGAGCGGACGAGGUGAGGGCUGUUCAACAACAACAUGGACACGGCGUACGCUCGGCUAGAGGGAAGGGACUUUGAAUUCCGGAUGCUCAAGAGAAGAAUAACGAUCGGCCGCAACAGCAAGCUGGGCGGUGUGGACGUGAACAUGGGGAAUUCGCGGUUCAUUUCUCGCCGGCACCUGGACAUACUGAUGGAGCGGAACCAGCUGUACCUGGUGUGCCGCGGGAAGAACGGAGUCUUUGUGGACGACAUAUUCCAGAAGAGGGAAAACAAAAGGCUCCAAUUACCGAACUCCUGCAUCAUCAGGUUCCCGUCCACCCAGAUCAAGCUGGCCCUAACCUCUAUGAUAGAGGAGAUGCCUCCUCGUCUUCCCCCUCCCAUCUCCCCCAUUACGCAGCCUCUGAGGAUUGACACCACUCUCACUUCGCCCUUUGUGUCCCCCAUGCCUUCCCCGACUGGCACCAUCAGUGCUGUCAACUCAUGCCCAGUCAGUCCCAAUGCUGUAGAGCAGUACGCACGCAGAAUGCCCUUUGAACUCAUGGCCAAAUAUGCCUCCAAAUUGCUGGCAUCUCAACAGCAGAGAGAAGAGAAACCAGUCGAAAGUGAGGGAUCAGGUGAAAGGACUGAUGAAGAGGGUGGUGCUUCCACCGAGCAGCAGGGGGAAGAAGAGGGAGGACAGAAAGACGCUGUGAAGCCACCAUAUUCUUACGCCCAACUCAUAGUGCAGGCUCUACUGGCACCAAAGGAUCGUCGCCAAACCUUGAGUGGAAUCUACAACUUUAUUGCCGAGAAGUACCCUUUCUACAAGUUGGAAGACAAAGGGUGGAAGAAUUCGAUCCGGCACAACCUCUCGCUCAACCAGUACUUUAUGAAGGCUCCGCGAGAGAAGGAAGGAUUGGGCUUUGGGAAGGGAGGUUACUGGUGCAUGCAUCCAGACUACGAAGAGAAGCUCACUUCCCAGGCAUACGUCAAGAGGAAAAAGAAAGGUAUCCCUGUGUUCCCCUCUGCUGGGCUUCUUUCCAAGUCUGCUCCCUCAUCCCCCACUCACCACCCUCUCAUUCCGUCCGAUUUUGCCCUGCGUGAGGUGGAGGCCAAGUUUGCACUGCCCCACACCCCUCCCUCGCAGUUUUCCCUCCCUCACACCCUCUUCCCUCCCUCCGGUCUCCACUCCUCUGCUUCCCUUCCUCCCUCUCCCUCGCGCCCACACCCCACCUUCACUGCCGGCCCCUUCAAAUAUUUUUCUCUCGGUCGAUCUACCUCAGUCGAGGCCCUGGCACCAGAGGUGGCUCGCAAGAGAGAUCAUGGAGCAGAAGACGGCACUCCCUCGGCCAAGAGGACCCGAUGCAGGGAGGACGAGGGGGAGGAGACUCGACCUGACCCCCCACCACCUCUGAUGAUGAAACCCCUUCAUCCAAUGACACUGUCUGCCAUGUCAGGACCUGCUGGCGCCUUCCCCCAGCCUCCGACUGGAGUUCAGUUCUUCCAGAUCCCAAUGGUGAACCAACCCUCCCUCUCUACCUUCCUUCCGCCAGGCUUUGUGGGAGUCGGCAGUUCGGCCCUGCCCAGCCAGCCGUCGUCUGGCGAGCACAAUGACAAAUCCCCGACUCCUCGAGAGGAGGGCUAGGAGCCGGAGGAAUUUAGGAGCAAUUUACUGUACACUUGAUGAACCUUUCUUAUACUAGAGCUUUGUUCAAGGCCCCAUAUACACGUUUCACACUGACUGAAUGUCUCACUUUACAUGUCUUCUGUAUGCUACUGUAUAAUACACAACGAUGUUGGUGAAAUGAACGUGGAGACAUAUAAAAACAGACAAUCAGCCAUAGGCACGCAUCUUGCUAUAAGCCAGCGUCAACUUCCCAUUGCUUCCAUAGCACUAUUAGAAGUCACAUGAUUAUCACGUGAUACAGGUAACACGUCACGUGACUUACAUCAUACAGGGAUCCAAGGUCAGUGUCGAGAGCUGGAGAGAAGGAGUUUUGGAUGUACACAAACUGAGGAGGUUUGGAGAUAGAAAUAGUGUCGCAAGAUUUUCAGCCUCACCACAGAGUCCGCUGCAUCACACUUGAGGUUCUUCCUCAGCCACUGGUUCAGCCAGCCAAUGUUCUUCUCUCGAGACACGGCGAACCUCUUCUGCUUCAGAGCCGGUGCAUUUCCAAUGGGACUGAGGCUCACUG